Messenger RNA from Cyprinodon variegatus (sheepshead minnow), 1319 nucleotides. RefSeq names its product zinc finger protein 239-like. The record is from RefSeq and is a predicted model, not a curated record. Bases 80 to 1036 code for a protein of 318 amino acids. The transcript has 3 exons. Gene Ontology annotation, biological process: regulation of transcription by RNA polymerase II. Gene Ontology annotation, molecular function: DNA-binding transcription factor activity, RNA polymerase II-specific; RNA polymerase II cis-regulatory region sequence-specific DNA binding. Lineage: Eukaryota; Metazoa; Chordata; Actinopteri; Cyprinodontiformes; Cyprinodontidae.
AGAGGCCCUGUCAGAACCAGGAUGUCCACAGAUUAUAGACGACUUGGGCGAGUUGGAGUACCUGGACACAGAGGAGGACAUGGAGGAACCAGAACCCCUGGAAUCAGAAGAUGAUCAGGAAUCAGAAGACCCAGAAUCUCCCCAGAAUAAAUCCAGAAAAUUGGAGUUCUGGACCCGACAUGACGAUGAGAGUCCACUGCUUAGGAAGGAGUUUGAUACCUUUGUGCCGCGACAUAGAGAGUUCAAUAGUGCAGAACCAUUGGGGAGUUCUGAAGACGACCCGGCAAACGUCCAAAUACCAGAACAGAACCGUGUUUAUCAGGAAGACGUUCCAACUGAGCCAGAAAGGUUCCUCAGUGUGGAUUCAAAGAAACCAGGGUUUCUGCAGAUUAAAGAGGAGCAGGAAGAAGUGAGUUCCCAGCAGUCGGAAGACUCAAAUGAACCCAAACCCUUUGUUUGUAAGACCUGUGGCAAAAAGUUCUCCAACAUGUUGCUGCUGCAAGACCACCGAGACACGCACCAGAACGAGAAGCCUUACUCCUGUGAGCUGUGUACGCGGCGCUUCGCCCGGCAGGACAGUGCCUUCCGCCAUAUGAUUACGCACACCGGUGAGAAGCCCUUCUCCUGUAAGAUCUGCGGGGAAAAGUUCGGCUUGAACAGUCACCUGGUGCGCCACCUGAGGCGGCACACGGGGGAGAAGCCUUUCUCCUGCCACAUCUGUCACAAGCGCUUUAGACAGAGCAACACCUUGACCUGUCACGUCAGAACUCACACAGGGGAAAAGCCCUACCCCUGCAGCGUGUGUGGGAAGGGCUUCAUCAGGAGGAGCUGUAUGAACAUCCACAUGAGGAUUCACACAGGAGAGAAGCCGUUUACCUGCAAAGUGUGUCACAAAACCUUCAGUCGAGGGACAGGGCUGAGCUUCCACAUGAAGACGCACACGGGGGAGAAGCCGUAUUCCUGCAAACUGUGUGGGAAAACCUUCAGACAACCAAGCCACCUGCGGUGCCACAAGAAGCGCUGCCAAAGGGUCUGACCUGCAGAAUGAAAACAUCUGGUUUUCUGAUCCUGUGCUGAAUGAGUUAAAAUAAACUGGACCUUAAAGCGGCUCUUCUGGGCCCAUUGAUACCAGGAGAACAUCGGACACUUCGUUAACCUACUGCAGGUGGCCCUUCUAUCGGUAGCAACAGCGUUAGCAUAUUUAACGCUUGUCAUGUCAAAAAAGAAGCACAGGAGAAAAGAGGAGUGAACUUGUGUUGGGGGUUGGGCCUUCCUAUGAUUAAAACACCUGCACACCCAUGUGUGGCAGUUUUGACAGA